CAUGGGGGGUGGGGAGGGUGCUCUGAUACUGGUGUGGGUAAUGAGAUGUCCAAUGCUGGCAGAGGUGUCACAGACUGAAGGGCUGGAGGGCUCAGCCCUCCAAUUCCUGGCGGACCCGUGAGGUCCCGAUGGGGUGCCGGAUGCAUACGCGUCCGCUGUAUGGAGAAACUUCACCUCAGGAGAAACUGAGGCAGGAGACCAGGCUUAAUUCCAAAUCUUAACCUAUACUUCAACUACCAGCUCAUUUCCAAAAAAAAAAAAAAAAAAAAAAAAAGGAGGAGGAAGAGGUAGAAGAAGGUGAAAGAGAAGGAACAGAAGAAGAAAAGAAAAACUUUGAAGGUCCGGAACAAGAAGGGCGCCAAAAGAUCUUGAAUCACCAACCGCUGCCACCUGCCGGAAGCCACUGCUUGGGCGUGUUUCUCCAGCUGGAGAGAGGCAUAUCCCGUGAGCUCGCGAGCGCAUCCCGUGAGCCCGCGGGCGUUCGAGGACUACGACUCCCGGCAUGCUCCGAGGCCUCUGGGGUUAACCCUUCGGGACCCGCAGCCUCCCAGCGCCCCGCCUCCGCCCUUACCUGGAUCCCGCAGGAGAUGGGUGCCCCCAUCGGCACACUGUCCUUUGGCCACCGGACAUCAUGCCUCCCAAGAAGGAUGUUCCUAUGAAGAAACCAGCAGGACCCUCUAUUUCCAAGCCUGCUGCCAAACCAGCAGCAGGGGCUCCUCCAGCCAAGACCAAGGCUGAGCCAGCACCAGCACCAGCUGUCCCUCCAGCCCCUCAGAAAACCCAGGAGCCCCCCAUCGAUCUCUCCAAAGUGGUGAUCGAGUUUAACAAGGACCAGCUGGAGGAGUUCAAGGAGGCCUUUGAGCUGUUUGAUCGAGUGGGGGAUGGCAAGAUCCUGUAUGGCCAGUGUGGGGACGUGAUGAGGGCCCUGGGCCAGAACCCCACCAACGCCGAGGUGCUCAAGGUCCUGGGGAAUCCCAAGAGUGAUGAGCUGAAGUCCCGGCGUGUGGACUUCGAAACCUUCUUGCCCAUGCUCCAGGCGGUAGCCAAAAACCGGGGCCAAGGCACAUAUGAGGACUACCUGGAGGGCCUUCGGGUGUUUGACAAAGAGGGGAACGGCAAAGUCAUGGGAGCAGAGCUCAGACAUGUCCUCACUACCCUGGGAGAGAGGAUGACCGAAGAGGAGGUGGAGACUGUUCUGGCAGGACAUGAGGACAGCAAUGGCUGCAUCAACUACGAAGCCUUCCUGAAGCACAUCCUAAGCGUCUGAGCUCUACUGGUACGGCCCUCCCACUCCGACUGGGGAGAUGCAGUGGGGCCAGACACUGCCCCUCCCCCCCUUCCCCGGUAGGCGGAAGCACGUUCCUGCCACUGGGAGGCCACCUAUUGUUUCAAAAUAAAGACACAGUUCA
Messenger RNA from Prionailurus viverrinus (fishing cat), 1409 nucleotides. RefSeq names its product myosin light chain 6B (gene MYL6B). The record is from RefSeq and is a predicted model, not a curated record. NCBI's taxonomy places the organism in Eukaryota, Metazoa, Chordata, Mammalia, Carnivora, Felidae. The coding region runs from base 632 to 1267 and encodes 211 amino acids. Gene Ontology annotation, cellular component: myosin II complex. Gene Ontology annotation, molecular function: structural constituent of muscle; calcium ion binding. The transcript has 9 exons.